Molecule: messenger RNA, 1901 nt
Organism: Strongylocentrotus purpuratus (purple sea urchin)
Lineage: Eukaryota; Metazoa; Echinodermata; Echinoidea; Camarodonta; Strongylocentrotidae
Gene: nub1
Product: NEDD8 ultimate buster 1
Exons: 11
Coding region: 88-1419 (443 amino acids)
Biological process (GO): regulation of ubiquitin-dependent protein catabolic process
Molecular function (GO): protein binding
Source: RefSeq, a predicted model, not a curated record
AUAAAUUGAGCUAAACUGAGUCGUUGUUAAUGUGCAAUAUACUUUAAAAAGUUACUUGCUUGAGAAAAUAGUUAUCCUCAGAGUGAAAUGGCAUCAGGUGCAGGUCCAACAGACGGCCAGAUCAGAGACACUAUCAGGAAGCAACUGAAUACAGACAAGAUUAAGCUAUGGCUCCAGCCUUACACAUUAGAGAAUGGACAGAAAGGGGAAACCCCAGAGGACCUCACAACUAGAUUGGCAUCAAAUUUAAACCUCCCAAAGGAAAUUGUUACCGCAACUCUGGAAGAACUCAGACAGCAUGCAGUUGACAAGCUAGCAGCUCGUAAGAAGUUCCAGGAAGAUGGCAUUACCAGUUUGAAGGUCAAGUUGACAGGGAGUAUCCCUACCAACAUUAGCAGAACAGGAUUCAACCUGGAGACAAAGCUUGAUGUUAGCAGCACAGCUCUUAAACAGAUGAUAAGUCAGCAGACUUCUCUUGGUGUGGAUUACCUCAAGCUGAUCAGCUGCGGUCAAGUCUUGGAUGAUACCAAAACCCUUCAAGAACUAGGACUAGGCCAGCAAUCACAGGUGAUGGUGAUUUGCCUGUCAGAGAGUGAGGUAGAAGCAAGGAGACAGGAGGACCAACGUCAUCGUCUAGAAAGGACCAAGGAAGCAGCCAAGAUCCUUGCCACAAGAAACUCAGAAGACCGCAUAGGUCGAGAAGAUGACCGGUACUUUCUCCAGAUUGCGGACCACACCGGGCGUGCCAUCAAGCUGCCGGAUGAAGAAAGACAAGCCCUCUCCGUUGCGUUGACGCUCAACGAGAAGGGACGGGCGUGUUUAAAGAGAAAGCAGCAUGGAGAAGGUCUGCUCAUUCUACUCGAGGCUGACCAUGCUUUUAGGCAAUGUCGAUCAGAGAUUUUGGAGGCAGUAGACAACUAUGCUGUGCUGUGUUUGGACAUUGUAUGGUGUUAUCUAAGUCUUCAAAACGUUGACCAGCUACCUGAUGCAGAGUCUAGACUGAGGAUGUGUGAGGAAUGCUUCAACCGUAGCUAUGGAGCAAACAUGGAGAGAUUGAUGGCAUUGAAAGGUGACAAUAGCAGAGAGUUGGCACUCUAUGUGAGGCUCUACUUACUACAGGGAAUUGUUGCUGUUCUGAAAAAUGACUUUAGACAGGGAAAGACCCUUCUUGAAAAGGCAGAGAGGGUCCUCAAUUCCCUGCAGGUGGAUGAAACUAAACUGAUGCAGCUGAUGUCCAUGGGGUACGAGAUGUCCGAGGCUAGGCUAGGACUGAGAGCAGCCACUGGAAACGUGUCCCAUGCCAUCACCAAAAUCCUUGAACGGAGAGACAGAAGGAAGGAGAUAGCAGAGAAGGAGAAGGAAGAACGCAGACAGAAGACAAUACAGAGGAGACUUGGCAAGACUACUGAUGGAAGCUGACAGGUAAGCUGGAUACAUGUGAGCUUUCCUGGAGAGCAGGGCAACGAUGGACCAAUACCAGCUUGCAGAAAUGUAGGAACCUUGUGGAAAAUUGUGAACUUUCAUUAGCAGAUUUCUUUUUGACGAUGUGAAGAUUGCUGUACAGUAAAGGGAUGGACAACUUUAAUAGUAAUGCGAAUGUAAUGUCAUUUCCUCCAUUUUACCCAUAGAUUCUAUAUGUACCUUAAGUAUUCACUUUUAUGUUUUGAAACAGAUAUUUAAUCUGAAGGUAUAAUCCAUUCUGACUCUUGAAAUAAUACCGGUCAAUCAUCAAUUAAAGUCAGACUCUUUUUUUUGUGCAAAUUCAUGUUUGUGCAUCAACUGUGCCACAGUAGAUACGGGACCCACUGUUUGCACAUACAAAUGUACACUGCAGUAGCUUGUAAUAAAGAUUAGUUUAUUGCAGAAGACUCAAUAAAAGCAGUUUCGCAACUUUCCAGAAA